AUUUGCAUACUCGUGAGAGUGACUGUGCGCGCCUACGGCGCGCCCCUCCACCUGAGUCCGUGACUGUCCGUCAUCCUCACCAUGCGUGGCAUGACCUUAGACCGCAUAUCACUGCGAUGACUUCGACAAGUUCACCUGCAGCUACCAAAUCUCAAGAGUUUGAGGCCAGUGUUAUUGCUGCUGCACAAGGCCUCAUAAACGUGCUAACGCAAAAUAUUCAGCAGCAUCAACCGCCCCCCACACAGCAGAAUUCAGUGCAGUUACAAGAGCAGCAAAGUCCGCAAGCACAAACGCCUAAACAAACACUUCAGGAGGAGAUGACUAGGUCCUUUCCUGGCUUCUUCUCCAAAAGAAAAGGCAAAAACCGCUUUUCUCCGUUACAAACCACUCCAGGGAAGCCUAAAGUCUGUAACGUUAACGUUAAGCCGUUCAGCAUAUAUGUAUAUUUGGUUAAUAAAGGCUGUACCAGCACCCCUUCUGCUGCGGAAGAGUUGGAGUUUAGCCAAGCAGGGUUAGGGAAGAGGUCCCUCACCUUGACAGACGAUAUGAGCCACGCAGCGAUAAACAAACUUCUCAUUGAAGAAUAUCCCAAGAUGGAGGGGGUGGAAGGAUGGCUGUUCUACAAGGCUUCAGGUGGCCACGGUAGAAGGAAACUGGCUGCAGUUCCCCCUGAUGUAGACGGUUAUACAGGAAGACUAAUUCGCACUGUUUCAGGUGCUGGGAAGACCAUUUUGUAUGUUGUGCCACUGCAGCAGGACCUUGAUCUUACUCCAUUGCCGUAUGAUGCACCUGAAUUCCAAAAAAUGCCGAAGACUGCAUGUCAAGUGUGCAAAGAAAGCAUGCCUCUGCAUAUUCUAGCAUUGCACAUCAAGGGUUGUAUAGGGUCUCAAUCUGCAACAGAUGAUGAUGAGGAGGACUGGGGUAGUGAGGUCCAGGUUCUUUCUGUCACAAAUUCACCACUUGAGCACCCUAAGAAAGAGUCCAGAGAUGAACAGGAUAGAAAGGAAUGCCCUAUAUGUUGUGGUUGCUUUCCAUCAGAUGACAUUGCUCUGCAUGCAAGCUUGUGUGGUGAAAGUCCACAGGAUACUCCUGUCUACAAUUCUGACUUCAGUCCCACUUCAGGCCCUACCAGUAGUGUCCUAUGCGAGGGAAGUGUGCCUAUGACUGAAAUAUCGAGUGAAAAUGAUAUCCUCCAGUUGCUUGCAAAUCAAGUAGAUGCAAGCAAAGAUUUUAAGAUCUGCAUCACCCGAGAUGACCUUGUCCAAAGAGGCUUCAUUCAGUGGCAAAGACAAAAGAAGGGCUCCCCUGUCAACAAACUCAAUGUGACUUUCAUUGGAGAAGCAGGAAUUGACACUGAAAUGAUGAAUGGCAUUGAGAGGCGACUGUUCGAAGGCAAUGACACAAAGGGAAAGAGUCCUGUCUACUCCAUAAGUGACCUAGAAAAUGGUUUCUACAGAACUGCAGGAGAAGUGUUCUCAGUCAGCCUCGCUCAGGGUGGCCCAGCACCAUGCUUCUUUAGAAAUUGGUGUUUCCAGUUCCUUGCAACAGGAGACUUUGACACUUUGCAGUUGACCAAAGACGAUGUGGACGAUCAGGAAUAUUCUUCAAUCAUAGAAAGGGUGGAGGCGGCAACUGAUCUGACAGAGUUGACAGAAGAAAUUGUGAGCUGUGGUUACACAGGGCUUGUGAAGGUUGGCAGGAAGGACAGUAUUAUAAGAGCCAUUGUUCUACAUGCUACAAUGCGUCUGACUCCUAUCCUUCAGCAAAUCAGAAAAGGCAUGAAGGUCUACAACCUUGUGGAGUUGAUUGGGAGGCACCCAGAUCUCUGCUCAAACCUGUUUGUCCCCAAAGAGGAUGAUGACAGCAGAUGCUGAUUACAUAAUGAGCAUCCUAGUGCCUGAGCUGAGUGAGAGGGGAAGUCCAAGGCAUCUAAGAGAAAUUGCCAUCAUAAACUUCUUCCAGGACUUUCUGCAAGACCUCGAAAUCACAGGUCAGGAUGAAGACCAGGGUGUGUGUGAGCCUUUGACCCGAGAAGCACCACAAAGUCUGAAUGAAGAAUGUCUGGAACAGCAAAUAAACUUGAGCUUGUCGGUCCCAACAGUGAUGCAGUGGUUAACUGGACAAAGGCACAAGCCCCUUCUUCCCUCAGAAAGGGCAGAUUUUAAAAUAAAUGUAAGAUUUGAACACCACUGCAAAGAACAAAUGCCUGGUCACCACAUUUGUUACCCACUUGUGAGUGCCUGCACAAAUACAAUAACUCUUCCUGUUGCACAUAUGAAUACAUACAGUGAGUUCAGAGAUAUAAUGACAGUAGCGAUCAGAAUGAGUAGAGGUUUCGGCAGAGUUUAGAAGCCAUGUUUUACUAGUCAAAGUCAGCCAGUAUUGUGCGUUUAGGCAUUUUCAAGAGAUGCCUUAACAGCAACAUGUUUGAAAAAUAUGUUCAGUGAAUGAUUCACUAUUUUGUAUAAAUAUUCAAUGGAAAAUAAGUGCCUGGUUCCUCUUUAGCAUGUUUUUUUUAAUACUGAAAUUACAAAAUGUGUAUUUUAGGACCAGUAACAGA
Perca fluviatilis (European perch) is the source of this 2560-nucleotide messenger RNA. RefSeq lists its product as uncharacterized. The coding region runs from base 117 to 1874 and encodes 585 amino acids. The record is from RefSeq and is a predicted model, not a curated record. Lineage: Eukaryota; Metazoa; Chordata; Actinopteri; Perciformes; Percidae. The transcript has 15 exons. Gene Ontology annotation, molecular function: ubiquitin-protein transferase activity.